Messenger RNA from Emiliania huxleyi CCMP1516, 2220 nucleotides. Its product is annotated as tRNA uridine 5-carboxymethylaminomethyl modification enzyme mnmG. Gene Ontology annotation, biological process: tRNA methylation; tRNA wobble uridine modification. Lineage: Eukaryota; Haptophyta; Isochrysidales; Noelaerhabdaceae. The record is from RefSeq and is a predicted model, not a curated record. Gene Ontology annotation, molecular function: flavin adenine dinucleotide binding. The coding region runs from base 124 to 2127 and encodes 667 amino acids. The transcript has 12 exons.
GUGCGUGACGUCGACGUGCUCGUCGUCGGCGGCGGGCACGCCGGCUGCGAGGCGGCGGCGGCCGCCGCGCGUAGCGGCGCACGUACGGUGCUGGUGACGCAGCGGAUCGACACAAUCGGCGAGAUGUCGUGCAACCCAUCCAUCGGCGGCAUCGGCAAAGGCCAUCUCGUCCGCGAGGUGGACGCGCUCGACGGCCUGAUGGGGCGAGUCAUCGAUGAGGCGGGCAUCCACUUCCGGAUGCUCAACCGGCGCAAGGGUCCGGCGGUGCAGGGGCCGCGCGCGCAGGCGGACCGCGAGCUGUACCGCGACGCGAUGCUGCGCGAGCUCCAGGCGUACCCGGGUCUCGAGCUGUACGAGGCGUCUGUGGAGGACCUGGUCGUCGACGAGCCGGCGGAGGGGUCGGCCGCAGCCGCCGCAGCGGCGGAGGCGGGACGGCCCGUGGGGCGAGCGUGCGGUGUCAUCACCGCGGACGGGUCCGAGCUACGCGCGCGGGCCGUGGUGCUGACGACGGGCACCUUUCUGCGCGGCGUGGUCCACGUCGGCCGAGAGUCGCGGCCCGCGGGGCGCUUCGUCUCCACCUCGGAGGCGGUCGAGCCGCCGUCGACCGGCCUCGCCGCCACACUUGGCCGCCUCGCGCUGCCCCUCGACCGCCUCAAGACAGGCACGCCUCCGCGGCUCAGCGCGAAGAGCAUCGACUUUUCGCGGCUCGAGCCGCAGCCGUCCGAGGAGCCUCCCCUGCCCUUCUCCUUCCUCAACGAGGGCGAGUCCGUCGCGCAGGCGGCCAACCUGAUCACUUGCCACAAGACGUACACAAAUGCAGAGACGCACCGGAUCGUCGUCGACUCGAAGCAGCCCCGUCGCUCCGCCGCCGAGCACACUCUCCCCGCGUACGAGUCGGGCGACGGCAAGGGCGCCGGCCCGCGCUACUGCCCGUCGCUCUUCUCAAAGGUGGAGCGCUUCCCGGAGCGAGAGGUUCGCACGCCGCUCGAGGCGGAGGGGCUCGCCGGAGCCGUCUACCCGAACGGCAUCUCCUCGGCCUUCCCGCCCGACGUACAGCUCCGCCUCGUCCGCUCGAUGGUCGGCCUCGAGGGCGCUACGAUCCUCAAGCCGGCGUACGACGUCGAGUACGACUACAUACAGCCGAGAUACAGCCGAGAUACAGCCGAGGCUUGCUCCGGGGCGGGGCAGCGUCUCACCCCCCGAUCGGGGCAGAGCAGCACGACCGGCUACGAGGAGGCCGCCGCCCUCGGCCUCGUCGCCGGCGCGAACGCGGCGCUCUCGUGCAGCCGCGGCCCUCCGCUGACGGUCGGGCGGCACCAGGGGUACAUCGGCGUGCUUGUGGAUGACCUCGUCACGCGCGGCACGACCGAGCCGUACCGCAUGUUCACCUCGCGCGCCGAGUGGCGGCUGAUGCUGCGCGCAGACAACGCAGACGCGCGCCUGACCCCGCUCGGCGCCGCGUGCGGCUUGGUCGGGGAGCGGCGGCUGGAGCGGCUGCGCGAGAAGCAGGCGGCGAUGCAGCGCGGGCUGCGCGCGCUGCGCGGCUUCGCGCUGCCCAACGCCGAGUGGGCGGCGGCGGGGUUCGGGGUCAAGCCAAACGGCGAGCUGCGCACCGCCGAGCAGAUGCUGCACGUGCCCCGCGCGGAGUUGUGCGACGUGGAGGCGGCGAUGGCGGCGGCGCCGCACGGGUGGCGAAAGGCGUGCCCCGAGGGCGCGUCGCUGCUGCCGCUGCCGUCGCUCGGGCGAGAGGCGAUGGAGAUCGAGGUCAAGUAUUCAAACUACCUCGAGCGGCAGGCGCGAGAGGUUGCGCGCCUCGAGGAGCACGCGAUGGCAUCCAUCCCGCGCCACACCGACUACGCUGCGCUGCCGUGCCUCUCCAAGGAGGAGGUCGAGAAGCUUACCGCCACGCAGCCCGCGACGCUCUCCGAGGCGGGCGCCAUCCCCGGCAUCACUCCAAAGGCGCUCUUCUACAUCUACAACCACCUGCGGCAGGCCGGGGGAUCGUCGAGGACGGAGGAGGGAGGCGCCGCUGAGGAGGAGGUGCCGGAGCCGCUUAGGCAUCACUUCCCGGGAGCAUCCGACGCCUCGGACGCCAGCGGCGCCGAACCGGUUGCGGAGGGCUUGUAGUUAUUGCCCUCUGCGUGUGUGUACUCUAUGCGGAUUCUCGUCGUUUGUCAACCUCUCUCGAACCAAUCCAAACGAAAGUACGUAAAACGCAUG